CACCAAUUGAUGCUUUCUAUAAUAAAUUGGAAGGUGAGAAAUGUCUUCGAAGAAACUAUAUGAGAGCUCAACUAGUAUGGAAUAAAUUUCAAUGUCAGAAUUUGGGUGAAUACAGCGAUCUUUACAUGAAAACAGAUAUCCUUUUAUUAGCUGAUGUAUUUGAACAAUUUCGUUCAAGCUGCCAUAAAACUUAUGGAUUAGAUCCAACACAUUAUUUCACCUUACCGGGAUAUACGUGGGAUGCAAUGUUGAAAUAUACAAAACAGGAAUUGGAACUUCUCACAGAUGUGGAUAUGUUUCUGUUUGUUGAAAAAGGUAUUCGUGGUGGGUUAUCGCAGGUUUGUGGAAAACGGCGAGCUCAUGCAAACAACAAGUACCUACCUAAUUAUGAUCCAACUAAACCCGAAAAUUAUCUCAUGUACUUUGAUGUGAAUAAUCAAUAUGGAUGGGCAAUGUCACAGCAUCUACCAUAUGGAGGUUUCCGAUGGUCUGAUACAAAUAUUGAUGUAACACAAAUUCCAGAUGAUGCUUCUGAAGGAUAUAUUUUAGAAGUGGAUCUUGAAUAUCCCAGGGAAUUACACGAUAAACAUAAAGAUCUUCCCUUCUGUCCUGAACAUAAUGAUUCUAAAACUCGAACGCCUUGUUAUGCAUCUCAACAAAAUGCGAAACUUAUGGCUACUUUGAAAUCUAAGAAGAAAUAUAUUAUCCACUAUCGAAACCUGAAGCAGGCAUUGAGGAAUGGUCUUAUACCAACAAAAAUUCAUCGAGUACUCAAGUUCAAACAAUCUGCUUGGCUAAAAUCAUAUAUUGAUCUCAAUACUGAGCUGAGGAAGAAAGCAAAGAAUGAGUUUGAGAAGAAUUUAUUCAAAUUGAUGAACAAUGCUGUUUUUGGCAAAACUAUGGAGAAUAUCCGAAAGAGGGUGAAUGUUCAUCUGCUAACGAAAUGGGAAGGACGUUAUGGAGCGGAAGCUUACAUUUCCAAACCCGAGUUCAAGAAUUCUAUUAUUUUUGAUGAAAACUUGGUCGCAGUUGAACUCAAAAAACUAGAAGUAUAUUUAAAUAAACCAAUUUACGUGGGGAUGUGUAUCCUAGACUUGGCUAAGACAACUAUAUAUGAUUUCCAUUAUGACUAUAUGAAAGGAACUUUCAGAGAGGGAUGUACCAUACUAUAUACUGAUAUCGACUCGCUCAUUUAUGAGUUAUUUGAAGAUCCUUAUGAGGUGAUGAGACGAGAUUGCCAUACACGAUUUGAUACCUCAGACUACCCUAAAAAUAACCCUUAUGGUAUUCCACAAGUGAAUAAGAAGGUAUUGGGUAUGAUGAAGGAUGAGAAUGAGGGUAUUCCGAUGACUGAUUAUGUAGGCCUCAGAUCUAAACUAUAUACAGUCAAAAAUUCUAAUGAUGAGAUUGAUGUGAAGAAACGACAAUGGGAGAAAGAAGGGCAUGACCCUGAAGAAAUUGAAUCUAUGGCUCAAAAUUAUGGUAUCACGAAGAAAGCUAAGGGAAUUGAAAAAUCUAUUGUAAAGAACAACAUUUGUUUCGAUGAUUACAUAGAAUGUCUGGAAACAUGGAAGCAUAAGAUUAUUUCACAAAAUUUGAUCCGAUCAAAAGAGCAUAAUGUGUAUUCGUUGACCCAAGAGAAGAUCGCUCUCAGCCCUCACGAUGACAAACGAUAUCUAGUAUCUGGAACCUUUGAAACACUACCCUGGGACCAUUAUUCCAUCAACAAACGAAAAACAGAAGAACCUGAUGAGCCAAGGAAGAAGAUUACUAUAUUGGAAACACUAUUAACUAUGUAACACUCUGUAAUUGUUUUCCACUAAUUGUAUAAUAAAUAACCAAAUUCAAUUAUUUGUAAA
Molecule: messenger RNA, 1859 nt
Organism: Harmonia axyridis
Lineage: Eukaryota; Metazoa; Arthropoda; Insecta; Coleoptera; Coccinellidae
Exons: 2
Coding region: 60-1799 (579 amino acids)
Source: RefSeq, a predicted model, not a curated record